Miscanthus lutarioriparius is the source of this 363-nucleotide messenger RNA. Lineage: Eukaryota; Viridiplantae; Streptophyta; Magnoliopsida; Poales; Poaceae. The record is from the annotation of a GenBank genome assembly.
AUGGCGAUGCUCCCGGGGAACAACGACGACGUACUGGCUCGGCUCAUGCGGGCGGUUGUCGAGGACCCCCCCGCAGGCGCUCGCCGCAGUUGGCCUUGCAACAUGUGCGACGGUCGUGCGCGCGGGCGCCGCCCUGCCGGUGGGCGGCGGCCGCGUCUGGUUGCUGGGGCCGCUCCUCGUGGCUUGCUUUUGGUGGCGAGGGCGCCAUGUUGGCCUCCGUGUGGGUGGGGCGCCGACGUUCACCGGCGCUGUGCCACCGGCCACAUCGUCCUGGCUGUCGCCGUCGUGAAUCUCUUGGUCGCCGUCGGCCUCAGCGACUUCGAUCCCCAGAUAGCCCUCAACAUCUUUGAUGCUAUGCUCUAG